UAUCGAAAUCCACUCAAAUCAAAUAAAUCAAGAUGACCCUGAAAACCUGCUGCUUUUUUUACUUGGUCUUCAUCAUCUUAAUAUCAUCAACUAUCGCCCAAGAUUCUUCAUCAUCAGUAAUUUCAAGAUUUCAAGAAUAUCUUAAAAUAAACACAGCCCAUCCAUCACCAGACUACCAAAAAGCUGCAGACUUCAUUCUUUCAAUUGCUAAAUCACUUUCUCUUGAAUCCCAGACCAUUUUCUUUGUAAAAAACAAACCUUUAGUCCUUUUAAAAUGGCCCGGAAAAAACCCGAAACUCCCUUCUAUUCUACUGAAUUCCCAUACUGAUGUCGUCCCAGUCGAACCCCAGAAAUGGUCUCAUUCUCCAUUUGAAGCUAAACUUGAUGAUCAAAAUGGUAAUAUAUAUGCUAGAGGGUCACAAGACAUGAAAUGUGUAGGUCUGCAGUACUUAGAAGCUAUUAGAAACUUAAAAAAAGAUUCGGGUUUUGUACCACUUAGGACGAUAUACAUUUCGUUUGUUCCUGAUGAGGAAAUAGGUGGACAUGACGGGGCGGAAAAGUUUGCGAAUUCUGAAAUUUUCGAUGAGAUGAAUGUAGGCAUUGUUUUAGACGAAGGGUUGGCGUCUCCUGAGGAUUAUUAUAGGUUGUUUUAUUCUGAGAGGUGUCCUAUGUGGUUAGUGAUUAAGGCGACUGGGGCUCCUGGACAUGGGGCGAAACUUUAUGAUAAUACGGCGAUGGAGAAUUUGUUGAAGAGUAUUGAGAGUGUUAGGAGGUUUAGGGCGUCGCAGUUUGACUUGGUUAAGGCUGGGCUUAAAGCUGAAGGCGAGGUUGUUUCGGUUAAUAUGGUGUUUCUCAAAGCUGGAACACCUUCUCCCACUGGUUUUGUGAUGAAUCUGCAGCCGUCUGAAGCACAGGCUGGUUUCGAUAUUCGAGUCCCACCAAUUGCAGAUCAAGCUUCCCUGGAGAGGCGUAUUGCUGAAGAAUGGGCUCCAGCUUCGCGUAACAUGACAUUUGAGCAUGGGCAGUUUAAGCAGAAGAUGUCUGUGCUUGAUGAGAAUGGAAAGCCGAUUUUGACAGCCCAUGACAGCUCAAAUCCUUGGUGGUCACUUUUAGAGGGAGCCAUACAUCAAGCUGAUGGAAAAUUUGGGAAACCAGAGAUCUUUCCUGCUUCAACUGAUGCUCGCUACUUCCGAUUGAAGGGUGUACCAGCAAUUGGCUUCUCUCCAAUGGCAAACACUCCUAUUCUUCUUCAUGACCAUAAUGAGUUUUUGAACGCGGAAGAGUACCUGAAAGGGAUUAAGGUGUAUGAGUCAAUUCUCAAAGCUUUUGCAUCUUUUGAUGAGCCAAAAAAAGAGGAAAUUGCCAAAGAUGAGUUGUAAAAAGAUCUGAGACUUGUAUUUGUUGGACAUUCAUAAUUCAGGCAUAGGACAUAAAUGUGUUUCAUGCUUAAAGAGCCUGAAAAUAAUUGUACUUAUCAGCAAGUAUGAGCAUUUGGAAGCUGUAAGUGUAAGAAACCUGGAUAUCAUGAACACUCGUGUAACCUUUCCACCUUUUAUAGGCAUAUUUGAAACCAAAUCAUACAGGAUAUUUCUCAGAUAAA
Messenger RNA from Erigeron canadensis, 1600 nucleotides. RefSeq names its product aminoacylase-1. Gene Ontology annotation, biological process: amino acid metabolic process. The record is from RefSeq and is a predicted model, not a curated record. Gene Ontology annotation, cellular component: cytoplasm. Gene Ontology annotation, molecular function: aminoacylase activity. Lineage: Eukaryota; Viridiplantae; Streptophyta; Magnoliopsida; Asterales; Asteraceae. The coding region runs from base 33 to 1379 and encodes 448 amino acids. The transcript is spliced from 4 exons.